Molecule: messenger RNA, 8970 nt
Organism: Entamoeba invadens IP1
Lineage: Eukaryota; Evosea; Mastigamoebida; Endamoebidae
Exons: 2
Coding region: 1-8970 (2989 amino acids)
Source: RefSeq, a predicted model, not a curated record
AUGAGUAAGACUAAGGCGGAGAAGCCUAAUACUUCCUCUGAUGAAUUGACGCAGAGUGUAUCACAGUAUUUCACAACACUCUCCACGAACAUUCAAAAAGCCGACUUUUUAGUGAAAGAGUCAGACCUCGACACAUUAGAAACAUUUGUCUUAGUAUUAAAUGACGUUUCUUCUCAGACGACUUCACAAGAGAAAGAGUUCAUGUUGAGAGUUAUAACAUAUACUUCAUACUUCAUUAACACAGCGUCAUAUGAAUGGGCGUCCCUUCGUUCAUACUUCACUACUGAACGUAUAAAAAAGGUUGUCACGUCAUACAUUCACUUCAUCGUGAUGUACUUGGACGAUUUGACUAAGUCGCAAAACACGGAAUUGAUCCCACGUAAGACGGAGUUGCUCUGUUUGAACGCGUCACUCCAACUGUUAACCGACGUCGACGCAUUCUGUGACUUCACUCAACUCUCAAAAUUGGCUUCGAAGUUGAAUGGAAAGGUCCCGACCCUCUCGAAAGAGUGUUUGGAUACAAUGAAGAGUGUGUUACUUGGGAAGAAGGAGUUAGUGGUGAGUGACAUCAAUGUCCUCGACAAGACUGCAUUAAAAAGUCUGUUACUUGAAGAUGUCACGCGAAAUGAAAACGUCGAAGAGAACGUCAAGCUGAUUGGGAGAAUUGUGAUAGAAGCGCAACGAACGUUCAACUACGACGAAUUUGGCAUUUCGAAGUAUUUUGAGUUUCUUCGAGUUCCGAUCCGGAAUUUGAAGAACCAAUUUACUACACAUAAAGACACUGACGCGGCGAGUAAAGAAGUAUUAGAAAUAGUUGGGAAUAUUCUGCUCUUCUUGAUGAAUACAUUCCAAAAGUUUGAGCCGACGUGCGUGGGGAGAGUCGCACAACUGUUAGUUGAUUUGACUGAACUUCAUGACACAUUCUCAGAAGGCAAAUUCCACAACCAAUGCGAGGACUUGGUUACUCUUAUAUACUCUACGACUGUUAUCAUUGGGGAUAAUAUAGGGAAUGUGACAGUGCUCACUAACAUGCAAGCGUAUUGUGCGUCACAUUUGUUCUUAACUCUUUUACCCUCCAAUUUCAACUUAAAGGAGUUUAUGAGCAAUUUAAACGAUACAAAAGAUGUGACGGAAAUGCCGUGUUUGUAUCCGAUGGCAGUUGCUUUAACGUUCUCAAGAGAAGUCUUUCAAAAGAUUGCGAGUGACAAGAAAUAUGUGGUGGACGAGAGUUCAUAUAGAAAUGUGUCAUCGACGGAGUUAAAACUGAAAGUGUUUGAUGUCUCAUUCGACGCACUUGCACUACAAACGAACGCAGUACUUGCGACUAUCAUUCUCUCACCAAAUGGAGCAUUUUUAGACACCAUUUUUGCUCUCCUUGUCCUCAGCUUUUUGAGUGUAGGGUUUCAAGAGACUUUGGUGAGUAAAGUGAGCAAACAAAGCAAAGGAAGACCCGUGCGACCAAUCAGAGAAGUUGCUGAGAAGUCCAAUAAAAUGAUGAAGUCGAUGACGCGACUCAACUUCUCAACAACAAAAACAGAAGAGAAGAGUCCGAUGAAGUCAUCUGCUUUCCUCAAAAGUCCACGAACGAUUUCUACACUGAAACUUAAUGUUACUGGUGCUAAAUCACCAAGAAAAGAUGGACUUGUUUCACCACGGAAAGACGGUCUUUUAUCGCCAAGGAAAGAUGGGAUGGUCUCACCAAGGAAGUUGAGUAGUAACGAAACGAUUCCGAAUAAGACUGAAGAGGUACAAAUGUUAUCUUCUAAUACUACAACAAUUAAGAAUAAAGGGGAAAUAACGACGGAAGUGGAUUAUGACAUCACGCGAUCACUGCCGUUAUAUUUGUCGAUAUACGUCUUUGGAGAAUCAAACAAUGAAGAACUCAGAAAUUACGUGAAGAAGUAUUUUAAUGCGAUACAUUUGGACGUGAUCAUAUUCUUAACAUCAGUGCAGUCUGUGUCAGCUCCAUUAAUUAAAAAUACAACAAGUCCAUGUGGGCCUUUGGUGAAGGAUAGAGAGACUAUUAUGAACUUAAGAAGUCUGUGUAGUUCGCUAGUGAAUUAUAAUUGGUUGUCAGACCAAUUGAUGGGAUAUUUGAUUCGAAAACAAGCAAAGGAGUAUCCUGUAGUAGUUCCUGUAGAGUUUCUCGUCUUUCUUGCGCGUGUGUGGACGAUCAGAAUAUCAUCAAGAAAGAAAGAUGAAACGAACAAAGAAGAUGAUGAUAUGCAAGCAGUUAAUUUGUGGGAAUCAAUGAUAAAAACACUCGAGAAGAAUAUGAAGGAGAAGAAUUGGAAUGGGGGAGAGAAUUUAGCACAUGAAUACGUCCUUUUGAUGUUAUUGAUAUACACAUCUUUCAAAGAAGAGACGAAACAAGGGUUCAUCAAGAAGAUGUUCAAUUUGUUGACCAAUUUUAAAGACAAUUUGAAUAACCAGACGAAGCUUAUUAUAUCAAGAGUCACUUUAAUGCUCCACUUCAUGUUAACGUAUACACUGGAAAACGCUUCUGAAUUGAUGGAAGAGAUCAGAAGAGUGUUAAUGUCACGUAAAGUCAUAUUGGAAGAGUCUGAGAACUUAGAGGUACCUCAGUAUUUCGAGAUGAAUACCUCAAUGUUCGACGACUUGAAAAGAAGUCAAAGGACGAAUAUACCUCCCUAUGGAUAUGCCAAGUUCUAUACAAUCAUGCGAGACGAGACACAUGACCGACUUUUGAAUAGAAUGAGGAAGGCGAUAUCUGAGAGGAAAGCAAAUAUCGACGGAUUAAUGAAAGAGAGUAUGUAUAACCAAGGGUACAUUCAAUUACUCGACUUGUUGAAAAUGAAGAACAAAGAAGACGACGUCUUCUCACAAAUAUUGCGAGAGUACUUGUUCCAUAAUGUUGUGUCCCUCCUCUCUUUGUUACCACCACCAAAAAGUAUAUACUCGAUAUUCACACAAUCAAAGCCAUUCACUACUUUUGGACUGAAUGAUGGACUGAUAGUCAUGGGACUCUGGCUGAACAUUUACACGUAUGAUAUUGUCCAAGCCCCCGAUGGCAUUUCCAAAAACGCAAAAGAAAUAUUCAAAGACGUCUUGUCAACUUUAAAUGCAAUUUCUGAAGAACUGAAAACAAAGUGCGAGUGGCACGCAGAAGCCGCAGCAAAGAUCUUCAUUGACACGAUCAAUUGCCAUAUCUGGACGCCCGAGAUGGUAGCCGGUGUUGUUCGUAAAAUGGAGGAAGCGAAUGAAGUAGAGGAGGAAGUAGUAGAAGACGACAAUUUACUUGUUCGGAAGAAAGUCGUUAUAAAGAUCAAAGAAGAUGACAAAGUAGAAGACGGUAAAGACGUAACACAGCGAGAGAUGUUAUUGAGUGAAUUGAGGACUGUUUCUACUAUUGCGGAGUACCAAGAGAAUCCAAAUGAGAAGAAGAAUGUAGUUCAGAGUAAGAAGGUCAAUAAAAUGUUUAUAUUAGACAACGUCCCAAUCGUCCCCAUCUCUGAAUAUGGUCAGGCGUGCUUUGAAAUGUGCGUCAAGAGUCCAAGUAGUCUCUUUGAAAUCCUAGCCAAAUACAUUCGCUUGUUUGCAGAGGAAUUAAAACAGAAGUGGCCGGACUUUAUAUAUACGAGUGGGGUCCCCAAAGUGAUUUCUGCGUUGUUGGUGAACAUCAUGUACCGCGGGAUUUCUUUUGAAGUGAUCGAGGACUUACUCAUCGAGUUGGGUGGAGGCGAAAACUCGAAGAAAGCGACAGAGGAGUUUGGUGAUCGGAUUGGGUUUACUAUGAAAGAGGUAGUCAAUCCAAUAGGGUAUCUUUUAGAAGGCGUCUGUUACCACCCAAUCACUGCAACGACUCGAUCGAAAAUCAGUUCGACGCAAAUGAUGAUAGAGAGUGUUUUGCGGUUAGCGCAACAAGUGUGUGAGAGAGAUAAUAUAGUUGGGAACUAUCAACAGAAUGUCUUCAUGAAAGACCUUUUCCGACUUUCUGGGAGUUAUUUGGGGAAGUUUGUAUUUGCAGAGACUGAGGCUGUAGCGAAGAGAUUGUGUGGUGAGAAUUUAGCUGGGCCGAUGAUGAGUCAGUCAGUGAUGCCGAUCAUCGAUGACUUCAUCGAUGGGUUCUUAAUUAACUAUCAAAAAGGGAAGAAGAAAUACCACCAGUUUGUUCCUAUUGUGAGAGCGUUUUUCGAUGUGAUGAAAGACAAAGUCGAUGAAGUGAUGGAUGCAAAGAGUCAUGGACGUGUUGGAGGAGAGAUGUAUUACUAUCAAUUAAAUAGUUACCAUCGAAAACCAAGUGUGAUGAUCUAUUUGAAAUGUGCUGCAGAAGUAAGUGACAAAGAGUUAGGAGACUCUAUCAUGUCUUUUGUUGAACGUCUGUGUCAAGCUAGUCCGGAGAUCAAAGAAGAGAUCUCUACCGCAAUUGAAGGGGGUGGAGGAGACUUAUUUGCGGCGUGGGCGGUACAAAAGAUAGUCGGCUACACUGAUGAAAUGAAUAUCUUCAGACAUGCAGAAACACAGAGCACAGUGACCUUCUUUGCUUUUGUUACAAAAAUUAUGAAGAUCAAUGCGGUCACUGGGAAUUCAUCUGCUUCUGGCACCAUCAAUUCAUUGACUAAAGCAUUCAAAACAGUCUUUGAAAAGUACCCUGCCCACAUCAAUCGAUACUUUAGAGUGGUCUCCGAAUUUGCACUGGAGGCCGGAGACUUCUCCACUGUAGUUAUUGGAUUGAAUGGGUGGCUUCAAGGGAUCAUAGAAAGUGUGAAGAGUUUGGAUCAUGAACAAGUCGAAGGGAUCAGUGGGAUGUUAAAUGAGCUUCAGAAGAUCGUUAUGCGUGUCCCGAUACCGGAGAAGAAGGUGAAGAGUAACAUCGAUGACAACGCGAAGUGUACGAAGGAGUUUGAACAGUCGUAUGUCCAACCCAUGUACCAUUGUUAUACUUGUGAAGUGGAUUGUUGUGCUGUUUGUGUGAGAAAUUGUCAUGACGGACACGACACUGUAUAUAUAGGUAGGGAGUAUUUCAACUGCCCGUGUGUGUGUAAAACAGAGGAAGAGCGGAAGAAGGAAAGGAAGAGAAAUAAAGAAGACGUCGUGAAGGACAAAAAGCAACAACUCAUCUUGCGUGCAUUAAAUCGUGAUUCAAUGUUACCAAGUGUGUUAAACAAAUUAUUACAAAUAGUCGAGAAGAGCGACGACGAGUGGAAGGAAGUCAAAUUAGUUGGGAAGAGUAAAGCCCUUGACGCGUUAUUUAAGAAGCGGAUUAUGUCGCAAUAUGAAGGGAUAGCUUUAGGGUUUACAGAGAAAUGUGUUGGGAGCAAAGAAUGGCUGAAAAUGGCGACGUCGCAGAAUACGCGAAGUAUACCAUUGAUAGAAAAGGGAGUUAUGAAGCAGAAUUUGAUCUGUUGCGACAGCACUUAUUUGUAUCACGUGUAUCAGCGCAAUGAAGUUCACAAAAUUGAAUUGAAAGAAUUAGCUGAACAGAGUGAGAGGAAAGAAGAAGAUAUCUCUCUCGAAGUACCUUUUGAGAUAGUCGAGGUGAUCAACAAUCCCUUCAAAGAUGGAGUUAUAGCUGUCUCUGGAUUUAGAAAUGUAGAAGUCCUGUUGUGGACUCAAGAAGAAACAAAGCAAAUUGAUAUAGUGAUGGAUUGUAUUGAGAAGGAUGUCUUCAUUAUGGAAAUCAAAUUUAUUGAUGCAAAGACACUUGCUGUUAUUACACCGACAUUUGUGAGGAUCUUUAGCUUAGAUUCGUACUAUAUAGACCGGAUCUCGAUGAUAGAAAGUAUAGCAGAAUAUCGCCCAAUUGUUGGUGACAUCUUGUCAUGCGUCAUUACAGCAACGACGCCACGGAAAAUCGUGAUGAGUACGUCUGAGAAUGCGAUAUUAUCAGAGGACCUCCCCACUGAAUUUUCGACUGAAAAGGUGAGUAAAAAACUCGAUAUGGAAUAUCGAAGUGGGUUGAUUGAAGGAGUAUAUAUCUUGAGAUACCUUCAACGUGAAAAUCUGUUGCUAGCGAUCAAUGAGGAAUUUGACUCGUGGUUCUUGUUGUUGAACUCGAAAGGCGAGAUGGAGAAGACGAUUGCAACGACGUUUGAAUUUGUGCCGACGACAUUCUUAGAAACGACGGAGAACACGUUGAUCUCAGUAUCACAGGAAAUGAAGUGCGUAGUCGCUCAUAAGUUGUUUGAAGAUGGAAUGAAUUACUUGAAGUUGUAUGAGAACAAGAAUGUCGGUGGGAUGUGUUACGACGCUUCUCGGAAGAUUGUGUAUGUUGCGACGAAAGAUGGAGACCUUGUUGCUCUGAGUGAGACGGAAGAACUUGAAACCAUCGAGAAACUCAAACCAAAGAAUUUGACGUCACAGACGUUCUUUGAGAACUACGAGUGUGUCCCAGCAGACCAAUGUGAAGUGCAAGAGUCGAGGAGUAAGAUCAUAGUUCCGAGUGGUGGGGUUACUCUAUAUAAAACACACAUGUAUGUGAAGAAUAAGGUGAUUCGUGGCAUCAGAAUACUUGUUGGAGAGAAGUCGCCAAAGCAGAUCAAUUUUGCAAAGAGGAGUUUCCCUAUUGGAGAGGGUAAUAGGUGGUAUGAUAUCCCUUUAAGUAAAGAAGAGGCUAUUGACACGAAACCACUGAUGUUCUCAUAUUGCUCGGAACCCGGAAAUGAGACGUCGUUGCAAUUUGAGGCGGUCAAAGUCUAUGCAGAACGCGACGAACUAUUUAACUACGAAGAACGGAAAGAAGACAAGUUUGGCAAGAUGAAAGAAGACGAAGAGAAAGCGACAGUUAACACAGCGGAAGAGCUUUGUAAGACCGCUGUUGAAAUUAUCGAGUCGAUAUUUAUGGUCACGAGAUACUCGAAAGACAGAGAUGCGUCGAAGAGUCUUAUUGUCGAGACACUCGACCGAUUGAAAACAAAAAAGUUUAAAGUCCUCGAGAAGUCGUGUGAAUCGACAAAGAAGAGUUUGGUCAACGACGAUCAGUCGCAAACUUUAGUUACUGAGUACUUGAAACUUAUUAACGAGAAUAUGAGAAAGAACAACACUAAAGAAGAAUGGGUAAAGUACAUAUUAUAUGUGAAUGAUGCACAUGUAGAGUACCAACAAGCUCUAAUGGACUAUAACAAUACAAAUCCAAGGUUUGUCACGAACCUUUGUGGUACUAUUUUGAGUCAAGUUGAGUUGACGGAGUCACUUGUUUCGUGCAUUACAACAACAUUAAUGAGGAACAUCGACAUCUUCCAAAAUUAUAAGGCUCACUAUAAACAACACUUUGAGGUUUUGAAAACAAUUUUCAGUUUGCCUAUGAAAUUGGCUGAGGCCGGACUAAACGCCGUCUGCUGUUAUUAUCAAGAAGUCGAGCCUCGAUUGGAAGACACAAGUUACAUAGUACGUAUAGUCACACAAGUCGCCAAAAUAGUCUCCACGGAAAAGAAAAUCGAAGAACAUGGAGGUGAAGUGCAAAUUGAAUUUGUGUCGAAUGUGCGACAAAGUCUCCAAGCCAUUCAAGCCAAUUCGAACGAAGAGAAGAUGCACACUGUCACUGAGACACAAGAAGUGGAUUUCACUAAAGUAGUCAAUGAAAGGGCGUUUGUUGAAGUCGAUGAGAAGAUGAAUGCAAUACUCAUAGGGUUACUCGACUGUUUGUCUUUGUUGACGGACACCCCACAACGAUUUGAAGUGUGCGCUAUUGCACUCUACUGGAUUUUGUUCCAACAGAACUACCGAAUUUCAGAGGAACUUGCUCUUACGAUAGUCGACAGAUUAAUUGCAGUCACGGAAGAAAGUAAGACCGAGACAACGUAUAUCUGUCUGUUACUUUUGAGUCACUUCUUAGGGUCUUUGGACUUUGAAUACUACCAACAAUACACGCGAAACGUUCUUAAGAGGACAAUGUAUGACUAUUUGGGUGGCAUACUUCCACUGCCUUCUGUUGCACAGUCGCGUUCAUUUGCGGGUGCGAUCACACAGUCGAAGCAAAAGGUGAAAGAAACUCUCUUCUCUAUAUUUGGAAAGGAAGUUGAGAAAGUCAGUGAGAAGAAGUGUGAACAGUUUAACACAGAGAAGACGUCUACUUCACGUCUUCCGUUCACCGAAGAUGAUGUUGUGUUAUAUGAAGAGAUUGAUGUCAAGAUGUGUCAGGUCAUAGUAGAUAUCAUGUACUUCAUGUUUAACUACAACAGAGACAUGCAGAUAGAAAACACCGACAAAGACAUUUGGGAGAACUCAGUGCAGAAAUUGGCGACGGAUCCGUUAUUCAAAGGAGCGAGUUAUGGGGCUAAAAGAAUGUUAUAUCAAUUUGGAGGAGGGUCCUAUGCAUAUCACGUCAAUACCGACACAAAGGUACUUGAGGAAGUCUGCCCUCAAUUAGUGGAGUCUGCAACGCAAUUGCUGAGAGAAGAGAAUGCGACGAAUGUUGAGAAUUAUGUGACAAACAUCGAGAAAAUCAUCGGACAGUCACUCAAACGUCCCAACUUGUUCCAACAAUUUGUGAGGAACAACAACGACGUCUUCUUAAUGUUAAUUGGAGUUGCCGCGAAGUCCACAAAAAGUGAAGUGAAACAGCCGACAUUAGUCUUGUUACGAUGUGUCUUCUUGAUGAACGUCGACAGGAGUAUUCGCGAGAAACCAAUGGAACAUGGGGUGUCCCAGUUACAAACGAUCUUGAAUGAGAGACAAUUAGUAUGCGAAGACAUUGUGAAGAAUGCUGAAAAGGAGCGAGCCUUUGUGGAGAGUUUAGUGACGGACUUAUCGACACUGAAAAGCAUUAUAUCGUCUUCUUUGAGUGAAAAUGAUGAAACGGUCUUGAAAGAGUUGACUCGACUGAUAGAAGUGAUGGUGAUUCUUGCUAAUGACACGCAAAGAACUAAAAUUGCAGACUUGUUGUGGGCUUUGACCUCUAAAAUUGAGAACCCACCCGAACGCUUUGUCGAGUUACUUGGUGUUGUGAGCUUUUUUAAGGCAAAAACACACAUUAAAGUUGAUAAGAAUGUAGAGCAGUAUCUCGACUAA